Molecule: messenger RNA, 2056 nt
Organism: Callorhinchus milii (elephant shark)
Lineage: Eukaryota; Metazoa; Chordata; Chondrichthyes; Chimaeriformes; Callorhinchidae
Product: homeobox protein Meis1
Exons: 12
Coding region: 188-1672 (494 amino acids)
Biological process (GO): eye development; brain development; animal organ morphogenesis
Molecular function (GO): RNA polymerase II cis-regulatory region sequence-specific DNA binding; DNA-binding transcription activator activity, RNA polymerase II-specific
Source: RefSeq, a predicted model, not a curated record
UCCCCCCCGAGUGAAUGCAAGUUAAGCUAAAGAGACUUUUGGACACUGAUCGGACGCACAAGAAUUCUCGAUCUGGCUUUUUUGGAAGUGUUAUUUCCCUUUUGAUUAAGUGGCCGCGUAGGGGAACGGGGAGAUCUGCCACAGCAAAAAAAAUAAAGAGAGUGUUUAUAGUAACAGAGGCAAACCCAUGGCUCAAAGGUACGAUGAGAUCCCACAUUACGGCGGAAUGGAUGGCGUGGGGCUACCGACCACGAUGUUUGGCGACCCUCACGCCCCCAGGUCCAUGCAACCUGUCCAUCACCUCAACCACGGGCCGCCGCUCCACAGCCACCAGUAUCCGCACACAGCCCACGCCAACGCUAUGCCGCCAGGCAUGGGCUCCUCGGUCAACGACGCGUUAAAGAGAGAUAAAGAUUCAAUAUACGGACAUCCGCUGUUCCCACUUUUAGCACUGAUUUUCGAGAAAUGUGAGUUAGCGACUUGCACCCCUCGGGAGCCCGGGGUAGCGGGGGGGGACGUGUGCUCCUCGGAAUCUUUCAAUGAAGACAUCGCAGUGUUCGCUAAGCAGAUCCGAGCAGAAAAACCUCUAUUUUCUUCCAAUCCCGAACUGGAUAAUUUGAUGAUUCAAGCCAUACAAGUAUUAAGGUUUCAUCUUUUGGAGUUAGAAAAGGUGCACGAGUUAUGCGACAAUUUCUGCCACCGGUACAUCAGCUGUUUGAAGGGGAAAAUGCCCAUCGAUUUGGUGAUAGACGAGAGGGAAAGUGGCUCCAAAUCAGACAGCGAAGAAAUCAUCCGAUCGUCUUCUGGUAACAUCACCGAACAGACUUGGAACAGGGACCACGACGACACAGCAUCAACGCGGUCAGGAGGGACCCCGGGGCCGUCCAGCGGGGGUCACACAUCACACAGCGGUGACAACAGCAGCGAGCAAGGUGACGGCCUGGACAACAGCGUAGCCUCCCCCAGCACGGGCGACGACGAUGACCCAGACAAGGAGAAAAAGCGUCAGAAAAAGCGUGGGAUCUUCCCCAAAGUAGCCACAAACAUCAUGCGGGCGUGGUUGUUUCAGCACCUCACGCAUCCCUACCCCUCAGAAGAACAGAAGAAGCAGCUGGCUCAAGACACGGGGCUCACCAUUCUCCAAGUGAACAACUGGUUUAUAAAUGCCAGGAGACGGAUAGUCCAGCCUAUGAUUGACCAAUCUAACCGAGCAGGCAAGUCACCAAUUGUAACUGUAUUCAAGUCCCGCAGGCGAAAAACAUCAUCAAGCCAUUCACCGGGAGGUCCGUUACCUGUGAGCCAAGGUGCCCCCUACAAUCCCGAUGGUCAGCCGAUGGGAGGUUUUGUGAUGGAUAGUCAACAGCAUAUGGGAAUCCGACCGCCUGGACUGCAGGGGAUGCCAGGAGACUACGUAUCGCAGGGUGGUCCGAUGGGUAUGAGCAUGGGACAGCCAAACUACACCCCUCCCCAGAUGCCGCCACACCCUGCCCAGCUAAGGCACGGACCUCCCAUGCAUUCCUACAUUCCUGGACACCCCCACCACCCAGCGAUGAUGAUGCAUGGAGGACCACCAUCCCACCCUGGAAUGCCGAUGUCAGCAUCUAGCCCCACAAUGCUUAACCCAGGAGACCCCACGAUGGGAGGACAAGUUAUGGACAUCCACGCUCAGUAGUUGAUUGAGCGGCUGCGGUGGGGAAGGGGGGGUGGGGGGGUUGCUGGGAGGGGAGAGGGGUGUUAGUGGGGAGAAAACCGAAAUGAGACAACAACCCAAUGAACAAAACGAAAACAACUGAUUAUCCACAGUGGGUGAUGUAUGUCUCGGACACUGAUCGGGGGAAACGGCGGCAAAAGCUCUCUAACCUUCAAAAUCAACCGUGGACCAAUUUCGGAAACUUGUGGCUGGGAUCUGAAAAUGAGAAAAGCUACGUUUUCAAGAACCCACCAGCUCUUUGGGAGUGUGUGUGUGUGUGUGUGUGCAGGUGGGCGGGUGUGUGGGUGGGUGGGGGACAGGAAACCACAUUAAAAUGCUAUUGAAGAAUCACGUAGAACAGACAUA